AAACAUGGCAGCGAAUUUGCAAGUUUUUAUCGUACUAAACGUUAUCACUUUAGUUCUUGGUCACGGUAGCCUUGUCGACCCAGCUAGCAGGAACUCGGCUUGGAGGUUCGGUUUUGAUACACCGACGCAGCAUACUGAUAACGAGCUGAAUUGCGGUGGCUUCAGCGUUCAGUGGAACACGAACAAAGGAAAGUGCGGCGUGUGUGGAGACGCGUACCAUUUUAAGCCUGGUAAGGCUCUCUACACUCACCCUGGAACGUUCGCCACGGGAACCAUCACUAAGACGUACAGAGAGGGACAGGAAAUUACGGUGAUGAUAGAAGUUACCUCCAACCACCAGGGAUACUUCACCUUCAGGGUGGGCGACAUUGGCUCUCCUCCCAUUACUCAAGAGAAACUGAAAUAUGUAUUGAGGCAGCCUAAUGGCGACACCAGGUGGAAAAUCAACGUGCCCGAAGACAAAAUCUUUGAGAUCAAGCUGAGACUUCCCAAGGGCCUUACAUGUGAUCACUGCGUGUUGCAGUGGUGGUGGCGCGUGGGAAACAGUUGGGGAUGCGAUGGGCCUAAUGACUGCGGAAUGGGCAAAGGACAACAGGAAACUUUCGUAAAUUGCGCCGACAUCAGGAUCACGAAAAGCGACGGAAGUGUGCCACCACCUCCUCCAACACGGCCUCCCCCACCCACUGAGAAGCCUCCGAAGCCUACCGAGCCUCUGCCUACCAAUGCUCCUAAUCCGAAGGGCUGCAAAGCCGUAGGCCCCUGGACAGGCAACAAAGCCAUAGACGAGUGGUGCGUCAAAAACUGCGCCAAAGGUAACUGUCCAGCCAACAUGUGCAAGUGUCCGAAGUGAAAGGAACUGUAGUCUGAAUGACGUCAAGUCUCUCGCUGGUAUCAAGAUUAAAGGAGUUCUGUGUAGAUUAAGGGAAAUAAAAUGUAU
Molecule: messenger RNA, 937 nt
Organism: Pocillopora verrucosa
Lineage: Eukaryota; Metazoa; Cnidaria; Anthozoa; Scleractinia; Pocilloporidae
Source: RefSeq, a predicted model, not a curated record